This is a messenger RNA of Saprolegnia parasitica CBS 223.65, 583 nucleotides long. RefSeq lists its product as hypothetical. The transcript is spliced from 6 exons. The coding region runs from base 17 to 568 and encodes 183 amino acids. NCBI's taxonomy places the organism in Eukaryota, Oomycota, Saprolegniomycetes, Saprolegniales, Saprolegniaceae. The record is from RefSeq and is a predicted model, not a curated record.
CAGCAACAACCGCGGCAUGGGUAGGUGCCAAAAGAUCCAAGCGCCGAAACGUCGCACCAUGAGCACCAUCUUUGAGGUCGAAGAGCUCCAAGCCAAGUACAAUCUCCCUUCUCGAAAAAUCUAUGAACUACACGCGCGAUUUCAAGCGGCGAUCAAGGGGGAAAUGCACGACUCAAAUGUCAAUGUGACAAUUCUCACGGCGCUCCUUCGCUCGUGUAUCGAGCCCAACACGACCGAGCCAUCGUUUGCUCGGUUCGUCGAGCACUACACGCUCUUCUCUUCCAACGACAAGAUGCCCGACAAGCUCCUAGCAAUCCACAAGUGGCUGCUGCUCAUGGCCCACAAGGAGACGCCUCCGGGCUCGAGCGAUCUCUCGCCAAGCGACCUCCGAGGGAUCCUAGCACCGUACACGAGCGACCCCGCGCUCUUGACGCUUCAGAUCAACGACAUGAUGCCGACGACCGAGUCGACGGGGCUAUCUGCGCCAGCCUUUGCAUCGUAUGUGACGACGCGGCGCCCCGUGCCCGAGCUCGCGACGAUGUUGUCUCUGUUGCCGCAGACCAAGUAACGGUGGAUGAAAUCG